CAGUAGGUCAGUGAUGUGGAAGUGUAAGGUAAUCAUAAUAUUUGCAAAGCUAUUCGUUUUUCUCAAAUGAUUAAAAAGAGGAAAGUUAUAACUAUGACGUAUUUUUUUAGUGGCCACGCGGACCGCGAACUCUUGUUAGGACCGAAUUCUAAAUGAGUCAUUUUAACUCAGCUUAAAUAUCUACAUACUAUUUUCCGCGGAUGCACACUACAAUUUUUUAAAAUUCUACAAAUUCACCCUUAUUCAUGUUUGUAUUUUUGUGGCAAAACAUGUAUUAGGCUUUAAUUUACUGUAAUAUGCUGUUACCUGAUUACCUGAAUAAACCAAUAAAUAAAUAAAUGAAUUUAUCCAAACCUUUCUAACACUGGAACCUUUCUAUCGCUGGCCACUGUGUACCUAAGUACCAACUAACUAUUUCCCGUUACUUUACACGCCAAUGCUCUCAGAAAACGCUCCACAUAAUGUCAACAAAUAAAUCAUAAUACGCCAUUACGGCAUCCCAUUUACGAGCAAGCAAGCGCCUGUGUCAGCGAGCCCAGAUGCGGCUGGUGCCUCUGAUAAUGAAUAGCAAUUUCACACCACUCGCACCCAAUCGGUAGUCACCUAACCCUAUAAACGACACAGGGUAUAAAAGACCCGGUAGGGUACUUAACCCCUUCAGUCCACCACCAUGAGUGACGCGAAGACUUCCGAUAAAAAAGGGCAGAAAUACAAAACUGCUGAGUUGAAGGUGUUGAAGAUUUUGCAGAAAUUGGAGAGUUUAAAGCUGAGCGAUGGCUAUGUGUCUCAGAUCAGGGUGCCGGCGGGUAAAAGGGUUAAUUUGAAGGAUAAGCAGAAGUUGCCGAAGUAUUUUUAUGUGUUGAUAGCCGCGGUAGUGGUCGGUCUUGUUUACUGGACAUCGGAGGAAUGGUCUUCUGAACUAUGCCUGCUGGACGCCCCGUCAGCCACAAAGGCGAUGUUCCGUCCCCCCGAGGACUGCGCCAUGUGUCGCGAGGUGUCCGGGGUGCACCGGGUCUCCAACAUAACUGCUGAAGAGUUCGAGAGCGACUACGCGUAUGGAUCCACGCCGCUCAUUGUCAGUGGCGCUGCCAGUCAGUGGAGGGCUGUUCGGGAAUUCAACUACGAAUUCUUCAAGAAGUUCUACCAAGACAGCAAAAUGGGGACACGGACCAACGACUGCUUCUACUUCGCCUACAAAUCCGGACUCAACUCUCUGCAAGAAGUAUUCUCAAUGGACGAAUCUCGUGCCAACUUGUCCGGAGAACCCUGGUAUAUUGGGUGGAGCACCUGCUUCGAUGAGGAGACUAGGCGACUGAGGUCCUAUUACAAUCGGCCGUAUUUCCUGCCGAAGACCGCCGAGAGUGACAUGGUGGAUUGGAUUUUCAUGGGGGGGCCCGGACAGGGAGCUCAUAUGCAUGUGGACUCCGUCAAGCACAUGUCGUGGCAGGCGCAGGUGCGCGGGCGCAAGCGCUGGGAGCUGGCGCCGCCGCCCGAGUGCCUCUACCGCUGCCGCUGGUUCAGCUUUGUCGUGGAGCCGGGCGAGAUAUUGGUAGUAGACACUAACCGAUGGUAUCAUAGAACCAACGUUUUGCCUGGCGAUAUCAGCAUCACCAUUGGAGCGGAAUAUGAUUAAAGUCAAUCGAUUAAUAUCAAUAUGAAUAAAACGAGAUCAUUAAAGUUGG
Messenger RNA from Plutella xylostella (diamondback moth), 1682 nucleotides. RefSeq names its product bifunctional arginine demethylase and lysyl-hydroxylase psr-1. Lineage: Eukaryota; Metazoa; Arthropoda; Insecta; Lepidoptera; Plutellidae. The record is from RefSeq and is a predicted model, not a curated record. Gene Ontology annotation, molecular function: 2-oxoglutarate-dependent dioxygenase activity.